Messenger RNA from Xiphias gladius (swordfish), 1137 nucleotides. It is a transcript of the gene psmc3ip, whose product is annotated as PSMC3 interacting protein. Gene Ontology annotation, biological process: homologous chromosome pairing at meiosis; meiotic strand invasion involved in reciprocal meiotic recombination; meiotic joint molecule formation. The record is from RefSeq and is a predicted model, not a curated record. Gene Ontology annotation, molecular function: recombinase activator activity; double-stranded DNA binding. Gene Ontology annotation, cellular component: condensed nuclear chromosome; DNA recombinase auxiliary factor complex. The coding region runs from base 112 to 750 and encodes 212 amino acids. The transcript has 8 exons. Lineage: Eukaryota; Metazoa; Chordata; Actinopteri; Istiophoriformes; Xiphiidae.
GUGACCCUUCGUGACGCAUCUUUUGACACAUAAACGAUCUUUUCCGUGACGCCGAUCUCGCGCGAAACUCGAGUUUGGAAAGCUAACGUGAAAGUGGACUCUGUUAGAAAAAUGAGUAAAAAAGACAACGGUGCGGCGCUCAUCCUGGCCUACCUGAAUGAGAAGAACCGGCCCUACAGUGCCCAGGAUGUCUUUUGUAAUUUACAAAAGCAGCAUGGACUGGGAAAAACUGCCGUGGUCAAAGCCAUGGAGCUACUGGCUCUAGAGGGCAAGAUAAAGGAGAAGACCUAUGGCAAGCAAAAGAUUUAUUUUGCGGAUCAGGCGCAGUUCAGGGAUGUAAAUGAUGCAGACCUGAAGGCGAUGGACUGUCAGAUCUCAGAGCUCGGCGCAGAGGCGCAGUCCCUCACACAGAGCUGCAGACAGUUGGAUGCAGAGCUGAAGGAGCUCAACAGCUCCCUGACGACAGAGGAAAUGAUGUCGGAGAUCCAAGAGCUGAAAGCAGAGUGUUCUGGGUACAGAGAGCGUCUGGAGAAGAUAAAGUCGGCCACAAAUCACGUCACACCUGAAGAGAGAGACAAGGUUUACAAGGAGCGGACCGUUUACGUGAAAGAGUGGAAAAAGAGGAAGAGACUGGCUUCAGACAUGAUAAAUGCAAUCCUGGAGGGAUAUCCUAAGAGCAAAAAGGAGUUCCAGGACGAAGUUGGGGUAGAGACUGAUGAAGACUGCAAGGUGGUUGUUCCAAGUACUUGAAAGAACUUGAAAACGCUUGUUCAGCUAAGAAGAUAAGAUCACACAUCAGAGCUGUCUGAGCCACAGCAUAUGACUUUAUUUAUAUCCCGUCUUUUGAACAAAUAGUACAUCUUUAAUAAAGAAUGAAUGGAAAAAACAACUUUGUAAUUUAAAGUACAAAAAUAGCUUUGUCAUUGUGGAGACACUAACACUAUGUCACAUCAUUUGACAGUACUGAGGGAUGCUUUUCACCUCGUAGGCAACGUUGUUUAAUUUUUCCCUUUUUCAAGCCACAAAACUGAUCCUGAGCCUAUGAUGAAAAUGUCAACAAGUGAUUCAUUAUAACUUAUAGAGGUUUACAUUCUUCAUUGUUCUUAUUACAUGUUUAAGUCCCUCUUGCUGCCUUUU